Lasiodiplodia theobromae is the source of this 924-nucleotide messenger RNA. RefSeq names its product 37s ribosomal protein. The transcript has 5 exons. The coding region runs from base 1 to 924 and encodes 307 amino acids. Gene Ontology annotation, cellular component: RAVE complex. The record is from RefSeq and is a predicted model, not a curated record. NCBI's taxonomy places the organism in Eukaryota, Fungi, Ascomycota, Dothideomycetes, Botryosphaeriales, Botryosphaeriaceae.
AUGGCUACCACGGUCUGGCCGCCGAUCCCCACGGAUGAGCUCGCCCGUGAAGAGGACGCCGCUCUGGCUCGCGAGCUAGAGUGGCUGCUGUCGUCGCUGCGCACCACCCUCAAAUCCCUCAAAGCCGGCCUCGAGGAGUGCGCCGCCUUGCUAGCUCCGACCGAGCAUGGAUCCACCUUGGUCGUGUCUACCGUGAGGUCUGAAAGCCUGAAGGGCUUCGUGACGCGUGUGGGUACGCGUAUAGUGAAGGGCGACAUCAAGCUGCGCCUCCCUAGUCUGCCUCCUCCGCGCGGUGCGACCAGCUACCCGCUGACCAUUUCGCAACAACCACAAGCAUCCACCCUGGUCAUUGAACAGCUGACUGCCGCGCGGACUCACAUAAAUUCUUGUCUCGAUGUCGUCGACGUGACUACGUGGGCCGGCGACGCGAAAAACGCAAACUACAUCUCGGGCCAGCUCCAGUUGCUGUAUGACAAUAUUGAGGACGCUCGCCAGGCCUUGAAAGGGAGCUCAGAGGUGCGACCUCAAUGGUGGGAUCAUCCAGCGGAUGAGAAGAUAUUUGACCCUCCGCUGCCGCCCGAAGUCUCUGUCCAUUUGUACCUCCAAGAUGCUGCUAUAAUUCUUGAGAUCCGCACAUUAGAGCCAUGGACUGGUGACGAUGGAAGCAUUUUCGGCAUUCGCAAAGCUAUCGCAGGUGCUCUCGGCGUCUCUCAUGCGCCAGCACAUGAUGAAGCGGAGAAAGUAUUCACAUACCGCAAGCAAGAGGUGAAGGUGAAGGAAAAGAUUCGGGUUGAAACCCAAGACCCGAAUCUGAUCUCGGCAAUGGCUAAGUUGAAUGCUCUGGAGCACAAUGUGGCACUGAGCAGGAAAGCUCUCGACAUUGUCAUGGGAAAAAGUGAUGAUGAUGGGAGUCUCGAUGCCUAA